This is a messenger RNA of Cercocebus atys (sooty mangabey), 6414 nucleotides long. It is a transcript of the gene SLITRK6, whose product is annotated as SLIT and NTRK-like family, member 6. Gene Ontology annotation, biological process: positive regulation of synapse assembly; regulation of presynapse assembly; axonogenesis. Lineage: Eukaryota; Metazoa; Chordata; Mammalia; Primates; Cercopithecidae. Gene Ontology annotation, molecular function: protein binding. Bases 1097 to 3622 code for a protein of 841 amino acids. Gene Ontology annotation, cellular component: membrane. The transcript has 2 exons. The record is from RefSeq and is a predicted model, not a curated record.
UAUAUUAAAAUAACUGCAAGAGCUUCAUUUCUAAGUUUAAUUAUUGAAUAUUAGCUCUAGGGAAAGAAAUAAUGAAGUAAAAACUUAGAGUCCCUAAGUUAAGGCUUUAAAAAAGUUAAACGGUGAAUACAAAAAUACAAAUAUUGCAGGGAAGCUGUUCAUGUUAACAUUUUACAAUCUAGUGAGUGCACAAUUUCAACUAUAAAUACCAGAUUUAAAAAAAAAAAAAAAAAAGAGGCAACUCCUCUAUAGGCGACAUUCUUGUGUUUCCUGCACACAUGUGUGCAAACACUACAGAACAGUGUUAGUUGAGAAUUUAACAUAACGUAUUAUUUAGCUUGCUAUAAUAACACAAUGUACUAUUAAGCAUUUAAAACGACGUGUUAUUAUUUCCAUCAAAAUUCACUCGCACUGUAUUUGGUAUUGAAAGGGAGUGGAAAGACCAUUUGCAGAAAGAGGAGGAGUUGAGCAGUCCCAAGGUGGAGCUGUCUCGUGUGUUAUAUGACACUGGCAGAUUAAAACGCUCUGAUGGGGAAGGGCUUACAGGCUGAGUCAAAAGCCAAGAAGUCUCUUUAUUUACGCCUACCUCCCAGCCCUUAGCAAUCUGACUAAUAACAAACUGAGCUAACAAGAAAUACUAGAAAAGGAGGAAGGAGAACAUUGCUGCAGCUUGGAUCUACAAACUAAGAAAGCAAGAGUGAUCAGUUCCAGCUCUGUUAAACAUCUUGUUUACUUACUGCAUUCAGCAGCUUGCAAAUGGUUAACUAUAUGCAAAAAAGUCAGCAUAGCUGGGAAGUAUGCUGUGAAUUUUAAUUGAGGGAAAAAGGGACAAUUGCUUCAGGAUGCUCUAGUAUGCACUCUGCUUGAAAUAUUUUCAAUGAAUUGCUCAGUAUUCUAUCUUUGACCAGAGGUUUUAACUUUAUGAACCUAUGGGACCUGACAAAAAGUGAUAUUUGAGAAGAGAGUACGCAGUGGUUGGUGUUUUCUUUUUUAAUAAAGGAACUGAAUUACUUUGAACACCUCUUCCAGCUGUGCGUUACAGAUAACGUCAGGAAGAGUCUCUGCUUUACAGAAUCGGAUUUCAUCACAUGACAACAUGAAGCUGUGGAUUCAUCUCUUUUAUUCAUCUCUCCUUGCCUGUAUGUCUUUACAGUCCCAAACUCCAGUGUUCUCAGUCAGAAGCUCUUGUGAUUCUCUUUGCAAUUGUGAGGAAAAAGAUGGCACGAUGCUAAUAAAUUGUGAAGAAAAAGGUAUCAAGACGGUAUCUGAAAUAAGUGUGCCACCAUCACGACCUUUCCAACUAAGCUUAUUAAAUAAUGGCUUGACAAUGCUUCACACAAAUGACUUUUCUGGGCUUACCAAUGCUAUUUCAAUACACCUUGGAUUUAACAAUAUUGCAGAUAUUGAGAUAGGUGCAUUUAAUGGCCUUGGCCUCCUUAAGCAACUUCAUAUCAAUCACAAUUCUUUAGAAAUUCUUAAAGAGGAUACUUUCCAUGGACUGGAAAACCUGGAAUUCCUGCAAGCCGAUAACAAUUUUAUCACAGUGAUUGAACCAAGUGCCUUUAGCAAGCUCAACAGACUCAAAGUGUUAAUUUUAAAUGAUAAUGCUAUUGAGAGUCUUCCUCCAAACAUCUUCCGAUUUGUUCCUUUAACCCAUCUAGAUCUUCGUGGAAAUCAGUUACAAACAUUGCCUUAUGUUGGCUUUCUCGAACACAUUGGCCGAAUAUUGGAUCUUCAGUUGGAGGACAAUAAAUGGGCCUGCAAUUGUGACUUACUGCAGUUAAAAACUUGGUUGGAGAACAUGCCUCCGCAGUCUAUAAUUGGUGAUGUUGUCUGCAAUAGCCCUCCAAUUUUUAAAGGAAGUGUACUCAGUAGACUAAAGAAGGAAUCCAUUUGCCCCACUCCACCAGUGUAUGAAGAACAUGAGGAUCCUUCAGGAUCGUUACAUUUGGCAGCAACAUCUUCAAUAAAUGAUAGUCGCAUGUCAACUAAGACCACAUCCAUUCUAAAACCACCCACCAAAGCACCACGUUUGAUACCUUAUAUUACAAAGCCAUCCACUCAACUUCCAGGACCUUACUGCCCUAUUCCUUGUAACUGCAAAGUCCUAUCCCCAUCAGGACUUCUAAUACAUUGUCAGGAGCGCAACAUUGAGAGCUUAUCAGAUCUGAGACCUCCUCCGCAAAAUCCUAGAAAGCUCAUUCUAGCGGGAAAUAUUAUUCAUAGUUUAAUGAAGUCUGAUCUAGUGGAAUAUUUCACUUUGGAAAUGCUUCACUUGGGAAACAAUCGUAUUGAAGUUCUUGAAGAAGGAUCAUUUAUGAACCUAACGAGAUUACAAAAGCUGUAUCUAAAUGGUAACCAUCUGACCAAAUUAAGUAAAGGCAUGUUCCUUGGCCUCCAUAAUCUUGAAUACUUAUAUCUUGAAUACAAUGCCAUUAAGGAAAUACUGCCAGAAACAUUUAAUCCAAUGCCUAAACUUAAAGUCCUCUACUUAAAUAACAACCUCCUCCAAGUUUUGCCACCACAUAUUUUUUCAGGGGUUCCUCUAACUAAGGUAAAUCUUAAAACAAACCAGUUUACCCAUCUACCUGUAAGUAAUAUUUUGGAUGAUCUUGAUUUACUAACCCAGAUUGACCUUGAGGAUAACCCCUGGGACUGCUCCUGUGACCUGGUUGGACUGCAACAAUGGAUACAAAAGCUAAGCAAGAACACAGUGACAGAUGACAUCCUCUGCACUUCUCCCGGGCAUCUCGACAAAAAGGAAUUAAAAGCCCUAAAUAGUGAACUUCUCUGUCCAGGUUUAGUAAAUAACCCAUCCAUGCCAACACAGACUAGUUACAUUAUUGUCACCACUCCUACAACAACAACGAAUACGGCCGAUACUAUUUUACGAUCUCUUACAGACGCUGUGCCACUGUCUGUUCUAAUAUUGGGACUUCUGAUUGUGUUCAUCACUAUUGUGUUCUGUGCUGCAGGGAUAGUGGUUCUUGUUCUUCACCGCAGGAGAAGAUACAAAAAGAAACAAGUAGAUGAGCAAAUGAGGGACAACAGUCCUGUGCAUCUUCAGUACAGCAUGUAUGGCCAUAAAACCACUCAUCACACUACUGAAAGACCCUCUGCCUCUCUCUAUGAACAGCACAUGGUGAGCCCCAUGGUUCAUGCCUAUAGAAGUCCCUCCUUUGGUCCAAAGCAUUUGGAAGAGGAAGAAGAGGGGAAUGAGAAAGAAGGAAGUGACGCAAAACAUCUCCAAAGAAGUCUUUUGGAACGGGAAAAUCAUUCACCACUCACAGGGUCCAAUAUGAAAUACAAAACCACGAACCAAUCGACAGAAUUUUUAUCCUUCCAAGAUGCCAGUUCAUUGUAUAGAAACAUUUUAGAAAAAGAAAGGGAACUUCAGCAACUAGGAAUCACAGAAUACCUAAGGAAAAACAUUGCUCAGCUCCAGCCUGAUAUGGAGGCACAUUAUCCAGGAGCCCACGAAGAACUGAAAUUAAUGGAAACAUUAAUGUACUCACGUCCAAGGAAGGUAUUAGUGGAACAGACGAAAAAUGAGUAUUUUGAACUCAAAGCUAAUUUACAUGCUGAACCUGACUAUUUAGAAGUCCUGGAGCAGCAAACAUAGAUGGAGAGUUUGAGGGCUUUCACAGAAAUGCUGUGAUUCUGUUUUAAGUCCAUACCUUGUAAAUAAGUGCCUUACAUGAGUGUGUCAUCAAUCAGAACUUAAGCACAGUAGUAAACUACGGGGGAAAAAAGGAAGAAAAAUAAACUCAGGGAUCAUUGGGAGAAGCCAUGGCAUUAUCUUCAGGCAAUUUAGUCUGUCCCAAAUAAAAUAAAUCCUUGCAUGUAAAUCAUUCAAGGGUUACAGUAAUAUUUCUCCACAUACUGAAAAGUGUCUCAUAGGAGUCCUCUUGCACAUCUAAAAAGGUUGAACAUUUAAGUAUCCCGAAUUUUCUUGAAUUGCUUUCCCUAUAAAUUACAAUUAGAUUUCAUCAUUUAAAAACCAUACCUGUAUAUGUAGUUAUAAUAUGUAAGGAAUACAUUGUUUAUAACCAGUAUGUACUUCAAAAAUGUAUAUUGUCAAACAUACCUAACUUUCUUGCAAUAAAUGCAAAAGAAACUGGAACUUGACAAUUAUAAAUUACAAACAGUGAAGAAAAAAUACAAAGGUUGUAAUUACAUAGGUCAUGGGUGGCUCAAAACUUUGAGCAUUUGAGCUUAAACAAAUGCCACUCUCGUGCAUUCUAAGUUUAAGAAGUUAAAAUGAUUAAUAGUUCAGGUGGAAUAAAUAAGCAUAUUUUGGGGGGUUUUCUACACAUUUUGUGUAGAUAAUUUUAAUGUCAGUGCUGCUGUGAACUAAAGUAUGUCAUUUAUGUUCAAAGUUUAAUUCUUCUUCUAGGGAUAUUUUUAAAAUGCUACUGAGAUUCUGCUGUAAAUAUGACUAGAGAAUCUAUUGGGUUUGCUUUAUUUCAUAGGCUUAAUUCUUUGUAAAUUUGAAUGACCAUGAUAGAAAUACAUUUCUUGUGGCAAGUAAUUCACAGUUGUAAAGUAAAUAGGAAAAAUUAUUUUAUUUUUAUUGAUGUAUAUUGAUAGAUGCCAUAAAUCAGUAGCAAAAGGCACUUCUAAAGGUAAGUGGUUUAAGUUGCCUCAAGAGAGGAACAAUGUAGCUUUAUUUUACAAGAAGGUAUAGUUAGAUUUCUAUGAAAUAUUUAUUCUGUACAGUUUUAUAUAUUUUUGGUUCACAAAAGUAAUUAUUCUUGGGUGCCUUUCAAGAAAAUUAAAAAUACUACUCACUACAAUAAAACUAAAAUGAAAACUCUAUUUUUUAAAUGUGCAUUCUUAAAUUAGCUUUACUUGUCAUGCAAUUAAGUAAGGAUUAACACAUAUACACACAAACAUACAGACAUACACACACUAUGGGAGGUUUCUAUUUGUUGUUUACACAUAGAAGUAUCUUGUUCAUGGUGUGAAACAGGCUAUUUAAUUUUUGGUAUGAUUAAAAAGAAGCUAAAUUUAAAGUACGUCUAGCCGUUUUCCCUUUCAAGCAAAUCAUUUUCUGAUGCAAUCCAAAAGGAAAUGUUUUAUUUCUAUCCUUUCUAAUUAUAGAAUCAACGAAUCAAUCAUACCUGCACGCUUUCACAAGACAAAGAGAAAUUAAUCAAGGUAAUCUGGGAAUGUUUUCUGAACACUACACAAACUCAUGCACUGGGCUAUGAAGCAACACAUUUUCCAUAAGGAAGUACUUCCUUCAAUUUACUCAACAAUAUUUCAGUGAUUCCUAAAUGAUCUAUUAAGUAUUUUGGCUUUUAAUAUCCAACUUUGCUCUAAAGGCAGAAUAUACAUUAUUUAUUUUACUUUUAAUGAGAAACCUUCUUGUUGAUAAAAACAAUAUGGUUUGUGCUGCAUGGUAUGAAGACUAAUUAUGAGUAAUGUAAAAUCAUGAGCUUUUUUCUUUAAAUUAUUGUAUAUAUUAAUGGAAAUCAAUCAAGAGUUACGUAUUAAAAGAUUUACUGAAAACCAAAAUUUCUUCAUUAGCUUCCAAAGUUUGGAAGCACAAAGGUGGAAAUUCUUUAAGUAACAAUUUCUAAGAGAAAAUGUGUGUGCCUAUGAAAUGCUUGAUAUUUAUCUACUAAAAAAUAUUUAGCAUCGUAAAUAGUAAAAUCUCCAAAAUAUUAUUUUAAAAAUUACAUUCUCAAGAGAAGAACAAAUAAAGGCCAGAAUUCAUGUUAUUGCACUUCUUUUACUCAGUCGAGUAUCUGCCAAUAUUUUCUAAUUCUAAUCAGGUACAUAGAGGUAUUAGGAAGACUUAAGAUAUUCCCGUGCCUGGAGGACACUUGGAAUGGAUCCAUGAGUGCAGACAGAGACAUGCCCUCAAAAACAUUCUUUUCUUAGGGAUGGGGGAAAUAUUUCUUUAAUCUUUAUUUGCCGUUAAUUGCCUAAAGUAAUAAUGUUCACUCUUUAACUUAUAAUGAAGAGGAACAAAGUUGUUUAAGAAGCCAUGUAAGUAUACCCCCAAAACCAAAGUACAAUCCUUAUUCUGGAUAUAACUUAAAACUGACAUCAAAAUUACAAUUGUUUCCAAAGGCAACAGAUUUUAACGGUUUAAAUGUUUCAUUCACAACCCUUUGUGGAAUUUGUUUUCCUACUGGUUGUUGAGAGUUGAGAAAGAUAAUAAUGGUCUCUAAUUCUUUGUGAUCUAUGAGACUUUCUCAGAAAUUUGAUUAUUUGACCUGAAUUUCCAAUUUCUUCUCCUUCCCGCUAAAGAACAACUUUUAUUAUACUCCUUGUUUGAUUGUUUACUUAAGCAACCAAUUUGGUCUCUUUCAGCAGCUAACUGACAGAUUCAGAAUUCCAAUUCCUCUUUCAGUAUCCUCAGCAUUAUUCACCUGAACUUGGCCAUUAAAAAAAAAAAAAAAA